Molecule: messenger RNA, 644 nt
Organism: Egretta garzetta (little egret)
Lineage: Eukaryota; Metazoa; Chordata; Aves; Pelecaniformes; Ardeidae
Gene: SMCO4
Product: single-pass membrane protein with coiled-coil domains 4
Exons: 1
Coding region: 117-296 (59 amino acids)
Source: RefSeq, a predicted model, not a curated record
CCACUUGAAGGAGAAGGAAUUCUUCAAUCCCGUGCUUCAAAAGACCUUGGACUGCUUUCUGCCGCUCAACUCCCUGCGCUCCCCCGUUUCGGCGAACAAAAGAUCCUAAGAGGAGGAUGAGGCAGCUGAGGGGAAAACCCAAAAAAGAGACCUCCAAAGAUAAAAAGGAGAGAAAACAGGCGAUGCAAGAGGCCCGGCAACAAAUCACCACCGUCGUGCUUCCCACGCUGGCGGUUGUAGUACUGCUGAUUGUUGUGUUUGUUUAUGUAGCGACUCGUCCAAAUACAACUGAAUGAUGCAGCUUUUCAGACUUUCUAGCUUUGGGGUAUUAGUAAUUUUAUCAAGAGCCAAAAGGAACUCUCUGCCACUCUUUCAGUACUUUACAAAGGAACUUGCUGGUAUUUUCAGUCUUUCUCUUGGUUAGGGUCCCGCAGUUUCUUUAGGAACGUAACAUAAAACGUAUUCGUGAGUGUGCCAGUACGUUUUAUGGUCCAGUUCAUGUGCCUUUCAGACUUUUAAAAUGGUGUUUUUCUAAAAUCUGUUUGAAGCUCUGUAUUGUAAAAGGAAAUCAUGUUCUGCUAUAAAUUUGUAAAACAUCAGCUUUCAGCUUUUAUCACUGUUCUGGAUACUGUCGCUCCCGUGAG